AUGCUAUAAGUUAUCUUAGUUUAUAUACUUUUCAGUUUAAUACAGACAAGUUUCUCUUUUAUUCUGAGCCCAGAAGACGAAAAAAAUAUACCUGUUUUUUAACCAGUCCCAUCAUUAACAAUAGAUACUUCUUUGCUAUGUAAAGAAGGAUAAUCAUAUUAAAUAUAACCAUUUACUCAAUCAUCUAAAAAAUAUGUAGCACUCAGCAUGGCAAAAUGUGGAGUAUAUAUCUUUGAUACUACAAAUUUAAAUAACCCUUAAAUUGUUUUUAAUGACACUCUCGCACUUAAUGGAACAACAUAGGGAAUAAUUUACAGCGAUACUAUUAAUUUUCUAUGGAUUGGACAUUCGACAGGUUUAUUUUUUGGCAUCGAUACUAAAAUUUGGCCUUUUUCUAUCACAAUAAAAGGAGUAUCUAAAGGUAAUUUAUCAAUAAAUUAGAUAGUACUAUGGCCUCUGGAUAAUAAUGUCCUCUUUUUAAUGUGCUAUACCUAAUUUUAAAUAUUUGAUUUUAGAUAGCCAAGUUAAGGGUUUAUCCAUCUAUAAUCAGUUAUUGUUAAUGGAAUUAAUACCUUUUAAAUUGAAUUUGUUAGAUAAUACUCUUUUGCUUUAGUUACUACAUCAAAUGUAGGAGUUUAGUUUUUUAAAGUUAACAAUGGUUAAAAUAUAAACAGUAUUUCUUUUACUUAUUCCUGUUUAUUAAAGCCUCUCUUUUUUGACGUUGUUAACUUUUAACUACUUGAUGAGAACACCAUCGCUAUUAUGAUGCAAUAUAGAGGUGUAUUUAUGUUCAAUAUUCAAAAUUUUCUAGAUAGCGGAGGCUAGACUUGUACUUCUACAAUAUUUUAAUAGAUUGAUUUAACUGAAUUUGAAGGAUUAGGUGAUCAUUGGGGAGUUUAAGUAUAUGAUAUUCAGAAUAAGUCAUUCUAUAUUGUCCAAAGAAUAUUUGUUGAUUCUAGCUCUAGAGAUUUAAAGUUAAGCAGCGCAGAAGAUCUCCUUUAUUAUACAAACUCAUUAACACUGUAAAUUUUUGAAAGGACUACCCCAAAUUUCAACAGAGAUGUUCCAAAUUUAAUGUUGAAUUAGUAUUAACUUAGUUCUUAUAACUUCUACAAAGAAGACAGUAAACAUGGCAGUCUAGAUUACUCUUGCAUUUUCAAUUAGAAUAAACAGGAACUUUAUAUAGCGAGAGCUGAUUAUGGAUCUGCUGCGUUUAAAUAUUCUGGACAAGGAAUUUUAGAGAGUUUAUCGUUUGUCUAUAGACAAUCAAGUUCGUCAUUUCCAAAUAGUAAAAUUAGUUUUCUCAAAGAUAAUAGCACAGCUUAUCUAACUCGCAUAGGAGCAGGAUUAUCAAUUAUCGAUUUUAGUAAUUCUAGUUCUCCAAUAAUAUUAAAAGAAAAUGUUACUUUAGGUUCUCCUUUUGUUGCAUAUAUCUAUGUUGACUUCUUCAAAGAUUUUUAAUUUGGAGUUGUUACUAAUUAUAUAAACGGAUAUAUAAUUUCUAUUAAAGAUCCUCUCAAUCCUUUUAUUGUCAGCGUCAUAGAUACAUAUAAGUAUACAUAAGGAGAUAGUAGUUUUAUUACAUUCUUUAUAGGUAAGGAUGAGAACAAAAUAUUCAUGAGGCUAGACUCUUAUGGAAUUCUUGUAGGAAAUAUUACUGAUCUGUUAAAUCCUUAAAUAGUUUCUUCAUAUUUUUCUUAUGAAACUGCAGAUUUUAAAUUAACGUAAGAUUAGUAGUAUGGGAUUUUAGCUGCCACUUUCAAAGGUAUUAUAAUAUUGUAAAAUCAGCCUAAUUAUACGCUAACAGAAAUAUCUCAAUUGAAGAUAGUGGGUUCUCUUCAUCAUAUAAUUUUGAUUUCAAACGACUAGUAUAUUUUAGCUACAACUUAUGAGUAUCCUUCAAUAAUUUUAAUAAGCAUAGUUGAUAUUCUGAAACCUACAAUUGUAUAAAUUAUUGGAGAUUCAGGUGUAUUCGGUUACUAUAGCUUGUGUCUUACCAGUGAUAAUACAUAGGUAUUUAUAACAGGCUAGUAUUUCUUAUAUCUUCUUUAAAUUUAAAAUUAAAUAAUCUUGCAUACUUAAAUUUAUUUAGUAUAAAGCUUAUCUAAUUCUAAUGAAUUUACAAGAUAAGUCUUACCAAAAGGAUAACCUUUAUAAGUUGGAUAAAAAAUUGAGAUGCAUUUGGUUCCCAUUUACUAGAGUUAAAGUAUAAGAGUAAAUAGUGCUCAGUAUUAUUUUUAAAACAUUCUUCAAGCUUUACCCUCUUGGAUAAUAUUUUAGCCAAGCACUUAAAUAUUAAGUUUGAGUAUUAGCAAAGAUUCUCUUUAAAAAGAUAGUGAAGGAUAAUAUAUUGACACUAUUUAAUAAGUAGUUUUCUUAACUUACCAGUAGGUAGAAGAUUCGGCUUUUGUAAAUAAUUACCUACAAAUCAACGAUGAAGACUCUCUUUCCAUAAAGAAAGCCUGCAUAAUUAAUGGAAUUAUGGAUUAAAGCGGAUUCGUUUAACCUUCCUAUACUCCAUCUUAAGAAUUAAAUCUUGGAAUAAAUGAAUUAGUUUAUCUAGCAAAAUGGAAAGAUUCGAAUUUAAGUCUUGUUAAGCAAUUUAUAUAGUAUGUUAUAAACUAAAAUAUUAUAAACUAUACUAUCAGCUUUUAUAUUACUUAAUCGAUUCAAGUUGAUUUAAAAAAUAAGAAUUAAAUAAUAUUUUCUAUUUAAAAUGACAUUACAGUUUAAUUACAAAUUGUUGAAAGAAUUGAUGGGGGAUAUAUUCUACCUACAAACAAGAUUAAAUUUGUCAAUAAAAGCUAUCCAAGUGUACUUAUUCUAAUCUCUUCUGCCUAAGAUUAGCUUAAACUGGAGGGUAGCCUUAAUAAUAUAAAUAGCAUAUUAUAAAACGGUGUGAAGUAUUCAAUUAGCAACAAUAUUUUCUCCGAUGAUAUAUUAAUUUAAAUGACUGUUUCUGAUGGAGUUAACUAUGAUUACAUCAAUACUUUUUCUUAUAAAGAAGUGGUAUUUUUAUCUUAAUAAACUCCUGUUACUCUUUCAUAAGACAUUAAUUUACAAAGAGACUUUAACUCUUAGUAUGAUAGUGGAAAAAUUUAUAUUUAUGAAAGCUUUUAGUAUCAAAUAAGUAGUUCAGUCUUUACAUGUAAUGAUUCACCUCUCUUACAGUACUCGGUUUAGAUAAAAUAACAAAACAAAUUUGUUGAUAUUCCUAAAGGUUAUUGGAUUUAAUUUUCUCCUACAGAAAGAGUGUUAACUGGUAAUCCCCCGGUUUCUUAUUUAAACAGUUUUGUUGUGAUCUAAGUUAAUGCUACAGAUGGCUACACUUAUAGUAUUGAUCAAUUUACCAUAAAUCCCUGCAUGAUACCUUUCAGUUACGCUAUUCAGUUAGCUAUUUAAAUUCUUGGACCUAUAUUUGGUAUACUCGGAUUGUAUAAGUAUAAGCAUUUGAUCUAUAAUAUAUAUUUUAAAUAAUAAUAUAUCUACUCUAAAGAUGUUGCCUAUGUAGGAGAAAUAUAUUAAAAAUAAAUAACAAUAACUAAUGAUGUUAGAGGUUUAGCAAAGAAAUUAUGGAUAUUUUUCCAAAAAACAAUAGGAGAGAAAGAGAUUUUACGUUAAUUAUCUAAGGAAUUAAUGGAGAAAAAUUAGACUACUAGCUACAAAUACUUUAAUCCUAAAAAUAGAGUAUAGAAUUUAAAAAAUAUAGAAGAAGAAGAAGAAGACUAUAUUAGUUUUGAAGAAGAGGUUAUUAAUAAAAUGUACCCUUUUGGAGUAAAUAUAGAUGAAAUAGCAGUAGUUGAUAGUUAAUCUAAAAAUAUUAUGAUGUAAAGUUCUCAAAAGUUUAAAUUAGCUUUAAAAAGAGAAUUAUCAGCAAGAAACAAUAUUAACUAAAAUGAAAAUAGCCUAAAAUUAGAAAAUUCUCAACCAAUUACAGAAAUAUAUACUACGAAUUUUGCAAAAAAUAACUUGAUUGAAUAAAAUCAAAAUCAUUUUUAAUCAAAGAAAUAUAUAACAAAAUAGAAAAACAAUUUAAAUGAUUCAAAUAUAAACUCUAAAUCUGUAGCUGAUAGCAUAAGAUGUGAUCUAUUAGAAAUGUAAAGCUAACAUAUUAAAAUGGAUUAAAGCAAAGUAAAUGAUCUAGCAGGAAAUGAAUAUAAUCUUUUCUAAAAUGGGUAAAUCAAUUUUUUAUCAAUUUUAUAGUUCAUAAAAUAAAAAUAAGAAAACCUACCUGAAAAAAAUAGAAUCCUCAAUAAAAAGUAAUUAGAAUCUCUUUUAAUAAGAAAUUCUGUAUUAUCAUAAGCUGUUUGUUGCUAUUUUGUAGACUACUUAAUAGAAAAAGAUAAAAUUACUAAAAAAAUAUUUGAAUGCAUGCAGAGUAAAGCUUGUUAGUAUUAUUUAGAAAUAGAUUGGUAUAAAGCAUAUGUUGAUAUAAAACCUUCUUUUGGUAACAUAAAUCCCUAUCCUGAAAUGAAUAUUAAUGAAAAGACUUAUUCUGCUUCUCUUAGAGAAAUUUUUAGUUCUAUAUCAAGAUAUUAUUAUGACCCAGAUACUAAAAAUCCUUAGGAAAUAAGAUUUUUUUAAGCUUUAUUGAAAGAAGCUAUUAAAUCAAGAGCCAUUGGAUUCUCUAGCAAAUCGACUAAAUUUUUAUAAGUGACUCAAGGAGAGAGCUUACAUACAUUUAGCAGUCUAAUUUAGUCAGUUAAGACAUUCGAAAAAAACACUAAUAUCUCAUGUUGCUAUACUCUGCAUAAACUUCUAGAUACCCAUUACUUAGAAAAAGGAUUAGCAGAUAAUGAAAAGCUACCUUCUUGGAUUCAUUCUAUAAAUUUAAUUAAUGGAAUUAUAUUAAUUAGUGGAACUCCAGAAAAAAAAGAUAUUGGUAGCAUAUUAAUUAAAAUUAUAGAUUCCUCUAAUUUCAUAGUUAAAAGCUUUGAAAUCCAAGUUCUUUAAAAAUAAACAGAAAAUAACGAUGAGAAAAUUAUUUAAACAUGUGGUGAAAAUAAUGGUUAACUAUAAAAUAUUUAAAAUACUUCAGAUUAAUCAUAAUUUAAUCAGUAAAAAAUAUUUUAAAAAAUGGGAUUAAAGAAAGCUUCUACCUUUGCUAAAAAUACUAAUUUUGAAGUGUAAUUAUCUUAAUUAUAUAAAAUAAAUGAUAGUAAUUAAUUAAGUGGAGUAAGUUUUAAUACUUCUCCAAUAAAUCACACUAAAUAUGUAGACUUAGAUGAAUAAAACUUAUAAUUUGAUGAAGUAUAAGAGAUAGAAUUAAAAUCUAUGAAAAGUGCAUAACAAAACAUUGAAUAAAGAAAACCUCGGUUAGUUAAAUGUUUAAAAUAAUCUGAUUUUGCAAUAAAAAUGAACCAACAAGAAAAUACGGAAUUGACUCAAAAUUCAUUUUUGAGGCUGAAUACAAUAGAAAAAUAAUCAUAUGAUUAAUAAUAUUGA
This is a messenger RNA of Tetrahymena thermophila SB210, 5445 nucleotides long. RefSeq lists its product as hypothetical. Gene Ontology annotation, molecular function: calcium ion binding. Lineage: Eukaryota; Ciliophora; Oligohymenophorea; Hymenostomatida; Tetrahymenidae. The transcript has 3 exons. The record is from RefSeq and is a predicted model, not a curated record. Gene Ontology annotation, cellular component: membrane.